Asterias rubens (European starfish) is the source of this 2232-nucleotide messenger RNA. RefSeq names its product acetyl-coenzyme A synthetase 2-like, mitochondrial. Bases 15 to 2117 code for a protein of 700 amino acids. Gene Ontology annotation, molecular function: AMP binding; acetyl-CoA synthetase activity. The record is from RefSeq and is a predicted model, not a curated record. Lineage: Eukaryota; Metazoa; Echinodermata; Asteroidea; Forcipulatida; Asteriidae. Gene Ontology annotation, cellular component: mitochondrion. The transcript has 16 exons.
AGUGUUGGUCAAUCAUGGCGGGGUUGUACAGGGGGUGUCAGUUCGUAAACACUUUUCGAAAUACAAACUCUUUAUUACUAGCUUCAUUAGUGAACCAUUGUAGACAACCAUGUCUUGCAAGAUGUGUAUCCACCACGACUGUGUGCAGUGCGAAGCAGGUUUCCUCUGUGAAUAUUCCAGAGUUGGAGACUUUCGAAAAAAUGGGGUACACAUUCGAGAGCCACCAGGAAUUGCACCAGUUCUCGCUGAGUGAACCGGACAUAUUUUGGGGGACGUUUGCCCGGUCAAGGCUACGUUGGUUCGAGGACUUUGGCAAGGUCUCAGAUGUUAACUGGAGUGAAGGGAAAAGUGCCUGGUUUCUUGGAGGAAAGAUCAAUGUGUCUGUGAAUUGCAUCGAUCGUCAUAAAGAGGCUGAUCCAAAUAGAGUUGCCCUUAUAUGGGAGAAGGAUGAGCCAGGACAGGAACAACGGAUAACCUACAAAGAGCUGUAUGAGAUGACCAAUCAGAUUGCAAAUGCCUUGAAGACCAAUGGAAUCAAGAAAGGUGAUCGAGUAGCUAUUUAUAUGCCUGUCUCACCUAUUGCUGUAGCAUCGAUGAUGGCAUGUGCACGCAUUGGUGCCAUCCACAGUGUGGUGUUUGCUGGAUUCAGUUCUGAUGCUUUAGCAAGCAGAGUUAUUGAUGCUGGAGCCGAGACUAUAAUGACCGCUGACCAGGCUGUGAGGGGAGGCAAACUGAUUGACCUGAAGAAGACCGUUGACGAUGCGGUGAAACAAUGCCCUGAUGUGAAGCGGGUCUUUGUAGCUACCAGGACUGGGAACAAAGUACCGAUGUCUAAGAUAGAUAUUCCCCUUGAAGAGGCCAUGGCUAGCGAGUCAACAGAAUGCGAACCUGAGAUGAUGGACUCUGAAGACCUUCUCUUCAUGCUGUACACAUCAGGUUCAACAGGGACUCCUAAAGGCUUAUCUCACUCACAGGCUGGUUAUCUACUCUAUGCAACACUAACACAACAGAUGGUAUUUGACUACCAGCCUGGAGAUACCUACGCCUGUGUAGCAGACAUUGGUUGGAUUACAGGUCACACCUAUGUGGUGUAUGGUCCACUCAGUAAUGGUGCAACCACUGUGCUGUUUGAGAGCACACCAACAUACCCAGAUCCAGGUCGCUACUGGGAGAUGGUUGAGAGGUUAAAGUUGAAUCAGUUUUACGGAGCUCCGACCGCCCUGAGGCUGCUUCUUAAGUAUGAUAACUCAUAUGUGACUAAAUAUGAUCGCUCAACACUUCGGACACUUGGCUGUGUUGGUGAGCCCUUGAAUCAUGAGGCUUGGGAGUGGUACAAUGACAUUGUUGGUGAGAAGCGCUGUAGUCUGGCUGAUACAUGGUGGCAAACAGAGACUGGAGGUAUCAUGAUCACUCCCCGCCCAUCCUCACCAGGAGCUAAGAUUCAUCAUGGACCAAUGACACCUUUCUUUGGUAUUGAACCUGUACUCAUGAGCGACACGGACAGUACUGUAGAGAUGACAAAGAGGAAUGAGUCUGGUGCCUUGUGUGUGAGGAGGCCGUGGCCAGGUAUAGCGCGGACUAUCUACGGCAACCAUCAACGUUAUAUUGAUACAUACUUCAAACCAUACCAAGGGGUUUACUUCAGCGGUGAUGGAGCCCACCGGGAUGAAUUAGGUCACUAUCACAUCACAGGACGCAUGGACGAUGUCAUUAAUGUCAGCGGUCAUCGCUUAGGUACAGCAGAGGUGGAGGAUGCCAUGGAUGAGCAUCCAGCCGUUGCAGAGACGGCUGUAGUUGGAUUUCCCCAUCAAAUCAAAGGAGAAGGUAUAUAUGCGUAUGUGAUUCUCAGAGAGGGAGUCAGCGAAUCUGACGAGGACAUCAUCAAAGACUUGAAGAUACUAGUGAGGAAAAAGAUUGCAGCUUAUGCAGUACCAGAUGAAAUACAGAUCACUCCCGGUGUUCCAAAGACACGCUCAGGAAAGAUCAUGCGACGUAUCCUGCGCAAAGUGUGCGCUGAUCAGAGUGACGAGCUGGGAGACGUCUCAACGCUAGCUGACCCUUCCAUUGUUGAAGUAAUCGUCAAGAAUCAUGAAAAGUUGAGUAAGAAAGGAGUAUAAACAAUGGUCCCUUUUUGGGCCCAGUAUUAUAGAGAUGCUUGAGCAAUAAUGAGCAGGAUACCAGUCACAAAGUGGACAUGUGACAUGGUGUUUUUGGUUAGUAACCUUAUUCUGA